Molecule: messenger RNA, 5605 nt
Organism: Corythoichthys intestinalis (scribbled pipefish)
Lineage: Eukaryota; Metazoa; Chordata; Actinopteri; Syngnathiformes; Syngnathidae
Exons: 6
Coding region: 774-2567 (597 amino acids)
Source: RefSeq, a predicted model, not a curated record
UUGCUUUGAAUCAACCUUUUUAUAUUACCUUGACUGAGAGACUGCACAGACAAACAUUUAAUUCACUUACCACUGGGAUGUUUUCAUGAUUCUUAAAAAGAACUGACAAGACAAAAGUGUAGCAGAUGCUGCACAGGAUGCUUUCUCCACCACUGCCAUGGAACUUUGAACCGCAUGGAAAGGCAAUACAGAGAGAGAAAGAGAGUUGCUGUCAGGGCACAAUUAUCUCACCUCACUGGUCUUUCUUGUAAGUCUGCUUUGCUGUUUCACUGAACAUCAGGAACAUUGCUGAGCACUGUCUGUCCGCCCAUCGUGUCUGACAUGGACGUCUCCUUGAACUAAACGGAACAACUGGAUAUAAUUUGGACUGAUUGAGGACGAAAACGGACAAAAAAAAAAAAAAAAACAAUCUCAGAAAACUAGGACAAGAUUGGUCCUAUAUAUCUGCUCAAGCUUUGGAGAAACAGGAAAAAUAUGAACAGGAUGACAUUACAUUGGACAAGAAUCUCUUACUUGAGGAAAUUUGGGAAUACAAUCGUAACUGAAGAAGAGGAUAUAUGUCCUAGCAUUAAGUGAGGAAAAAGGUGAGGAAAAUCAUGGGAACAAAUUGGAACGUGUCCAAAAAUAUUAACAACCAGUCUGUGAUUCUUUUUAACAGUAUGUGUCAUAAAAACUCAGUUUUUGACCACAUUCCUUAAAGACGUUCUGAGGUGUGUCUUAUUCUGUGCAUCAUAACAAGCUGUGACUUUUAAGCUUCACUGUUUUCCAACUCGAUGUCUCAGACGGACAGUCAGGCUUUACUACAGUCUAUGUUGGAGAGACUGAGACUCCAGCCUGAAAGGGAGAGGAACGCAUACGAACAUACAGGUGAAGCACUCACCCUUGCCCCCAUAUGGGGCUCAGAUGGAGUGGGAUCACUCCCUAAUCAAGAAAUUGAAACGGAUGUUCUUACAAAUGGCUAUGCAAUUGAUGGCCCUGCAAAAACAUUCGGAGUACCUUCUUCAGUGGAUCGCAGUUUCAGCCCUAAAGAUGUUGAGAGACUUCAGCCAGUUCAUGACUUUCAACAGUACAGAGGUCACUUUUUCUUUCCACCUGCAAAAGACAACAGCCACAUGACUGUAAAUCUAGCAUCGGAGAAUGCCACAACAGGGCAAGACCUCUCAGGAAAAUCUCUCCACUACUCAAGGGGAACUGGUACUGGAUCACAAAAGGACAAAAUAUCAGAAUAUAAAGAAUCGGAUCAUGGUUUUAAACACAAUGUUCAUAACUGGUCAUGGGGUAGCCCAGAUUUCACAACAAACAAUGAAGGGAAUCAUUCCUUUCACGUGGGGAAUGGAGGAUUUGAAAAUUUGUCUAAAUGGAAAGGCAUGCAAAUGAUCCCUGAAAAAAUGACCAAGAGGAAACAACGAUUUUCUGAAAACAAAGCAAAGCGAUGGACUCAGAAACUCAAGGAAAGAUGGAUAGAAAGGUCUAGCAAAAAAGGAAAAGAUGGGUCCAAGGAGGAUUGGAUGAACAAGAUUUCAGCAAAAAACCAUCUUAUCAACACAUUACAUCAAGACGCAGAAGGGACCGCCCCAUCGCAAGACAGCAUUGAAAACCCUACUACACAAUUAGAGGACGACACGAUUGACGCAUUCAUGAGAUCAGGUGAUAACUUUCAAAUAAAUUUCAGUUCCGCGAGCUUGCUGGACGAGAUUAUCUCAGGUCAAGAGUGGGCCAAGUUCCUUAACUCUGCAUCAACUAACCAGAGAACACCAGAGAAGACGUUGAGCAGCCUGAGCAUCACACCAAAACCAACUCUUAAUGGGCCGUCCACUUUGUCAACACACCACACAGGAGGUUUGAACAGGCAGUGGAGCUUCAGAGGUUGCGAGUCAUUGCCAGUAUAUAACUUUCAUGGCAGCGUGAAUAUUCCGUCUACAGUGAACAGCAUAGUACACAGUCAGGCUGAUCAGUUAGAGCCAAUGGAAGAAGGUCAAAGCCAUUCCCAUGUGCAAUUGAAGGAGAGUGGACUUUCGCAAUCAAGAACUUCCUAUGUCGAGCGUGCAGACAUUCUGGAUGAUUCACCACCAACCAGCAAAGUCAACAGGAAGAGACAACAUCACUUGGCCGAAAUGUCUCAAAUGAGUUGGACACAAAAUGGACAAGGACAACCAGAAGAGUCACCAGAGAAUCAUGUGGUUGACGACGCAGAAGAGAACAACCCACCCUUCAUCAGGCCUCAACCCACCAAUGUUUCUCCUUGUGCUCCAACUCUCCGGGGUGUCCUCCGACACUCCACGUUCCAAAAUUCAGAUUCCUCACGAGAAAGCAAAAGGAGACGAUUGGAGCCCAACCGGCGGGUUCAUUUUGCAGAGACAGUUCAUGAGAUACCGCCAAUUGAAGUGGAGCUGGAUACUUUGGACUCAGAUGACGAAUAUGGGACAGAGCUCAGCUCUGGAUCAGAUGAGGAAGAGAAGGAACGUAUGGCAGUAGAGGAAGAGAAGGCAGUGCCAGGGCGCCGGCCUGUUCUUCCUGCCUGGAUACGGGCUCUGAAGAGGAAGAACACUGUGAGGAAGCACUUAUAGUAUUUGUGCAGUGAAAUCUGUGUUUUAAAUACAUAUUUUCACAAUGCAUGUACAAGCUUUAUAAGAUCAAAUAUAUAGUAAUACUUGCAUCAAAAUUGUGCCUUGAAAAAGGUGAUAGGUCCACAUAUUGAUAGAUACUUUUUGGCCUCGUCAUAAUCUCAAGAUAAAGUGACAUGAAAACGUAUCUGAACCUUUUGGAAUUUCUCACAUUUUUGCAUAAAAUCACCAUCAAAAUUGAUCUGAUCUGUCAAAUUGACAGAUGAAAAAAGUGUCUUCUUUAUCUAAAACCACCCAAACAUUUAUAGGUUUAUAUAUAUUUUAAUGGAGAUAUUAUGCAAACAAUAACAGAAGGGGGGAAAAAUAAGUACGUGAACCAUCACAUUUAAUAUUUUGUGGCCCGCCCUUUGGCAGCAAUAAUUUCAACCAGAUGCUUCCUGUAGCUGCAGAUCAGCUGGCACAUCAAGACUAAUCUUGGCUGAUUGUUCUCAUGGUUGAGUCAGAUUCCUGGGAUGCCUGGCAUGAAUCACUGUCUUUAGGUCAUGCCACCGAAUCUCAAUGGGGUUCAAGUCUGGACUUUGACUUGGCCACUCCAGAACGUGUAUUUUAUUCUUCUAAAACCAUUCUGAAGUUGAUUUACUUCCAUAUUUUGGAAGAUUGUCUUGUUGCAGCAUCCAUCUUCUUUUUAGCUUCAACUGUCUGACAGACGGCCUCAGGUUUUCCUGCAAAACAUCCUGAUAAACUUUUGAAUUUAUUCUUCCAUUAAUGACUGCGAGUUGUCCAGGCCCUGAGGCAGCAAAACAGGCCCAAAUCAUGAUUUUCCCCUCCACCAUUCUUCAUGGUGGGGAUGAGGUGUUGAUGUUGGUGAGCUGUUCCAUUUUUCAUCCACACAUGGCGUUGUGUGUUACUCCUAAACAAUUCAUCUUUGGUUUCAUCAGUCCACAAAAUAUUUUGCCAAAACCUCUGUGGAGUGUCCAAGUGCCUUUUAGUGAACAUUAAACAAGCAACAAUGUUUUUUUUAUUUUUUUAUUUUUUAUUAGACAGCAGUGGCUUCCUCCUCCAGAUAUUGGACUGUGUCAGUGAUAUCUGUAAGUCUUUUGCAGACACUCUAGGGUUCUUUUUUUUACCCAUAUGAGUAUUCUGCGCGGAAUUCUUGGCAUCAUCUUUGGUGGACGGCCACUCCUUGGGAGAGAAGCGACAGUGCCAAACUCUGUCCAUUUGUAGACAUCUUUUCUGACUGUCGAUCGAUGAACAUCCAGACUUUUAGAGAUAGUUUUUUAGCCUUUCCAAGCUUUAUACAAAUCAACAAUCCUUGAUCGCAGGUCUUCAGACAACUCUUUUGACCGAGCCAUGAUGCACAUCAGACAAUGCUUCCCAUCAAGACAAUAUUUACCAGGUGUGUGUUUUAUAGUGGGCAGGAUAGCUUUAAGCCACUCAUCAGUGAUUGGGCACACACCUGACUUAAAUUGUUUGUUAAAAAUAGGUUUCAAUUGCUCUUAAAGUCUCCUCAGGCAGAAGGUUCACUUACUUAUUUACCCCCCCCCCCCUUUAUUGAUUACAUGCUAUCCUCAUUAAAAUAUGAAAACCUAUAAAUGUUUGGGUGGUUUUAGUUAAAUCACUGUUUUUACAUCUGUGUGAUUUUGACAAAGAUCAGAUCACAUUUGAUGGUAAUUUUAUGCAGAAAUGUGAGAAAUUCCAAAAGGUUCAUAUACUUUUUCAUACAACUGUAUUUACAUUUUCCGUUUUAAUCGAUGCCUUCAGUAUUACCUAAAAAUAUUUGUAUUAUAGUGGUUGUUGUUUGCAGUGGUGUUGAACUAAACAAAAGGGGGGAAAUUGAAUAAACACCUCUCAAAGUAUUGUGCUGUUUCUCAUCAGAUUGUAUGGCUUAACCUAAUGAAGCAGCAAGUAAAUUCAUGUAUUUGAGUUGUUUCACAACUCUGUAAGCACUAUUACUGGCAUUAAUUGUAUUAUAUAGGGUGCCAUCACUUUUAACAAAAACAAACAUAUUGUAUUAAAAAAACAACAACCUGGCAGCGCAGCAACAUUUGGCUUUCUCUUUAUUACUGUGACCAACACUAAAAUCACAAACCCUCAAAAUUCUACACUGACUUCUUAUUCCGCUUCAACUCAUUAUUUGCCACUGAAUCAGUGUUUAUCUUGGAUGAGAAUUUACUGUUCUUUCAGAGCAGAAGUUCAAGCCCUGUAAGCUUUCAAAGUAUCAGCUCAUCAUGGGAGCGGCAGCCCAUGUUAUGAGGUGUUAAAGGUGUUUGAUGAUAGAGAUAAUUAAAGUAUUGUUUAUUAUGAUUAUGUGUUCUUUAUUAAAACAAUUUUAAUCCAGAUUUUUAAAUUACUCUGAACCCUCAGAACUUUGCAGCAAAAUGAAUUCUUAAUAUGUCCAACUAGUGACUUGCGGAUACUUAACCGGGUGAAAAAAUGAUGACCUGCUCACUAGCACGCCCGCCUCGUAAUCAAUAGAUUUUGGUUUUGAAUCACAGGUCUGGCUUCUUGCGACAUUUGCGUGUCCUUCCCAUGCGCUGUUGCUUUUCACUUGGUACGCGGGCCUCCUCCCACAUUUCAAAAACAUCCACACCAAAGAAACUCCAAUAGAUUCUUUUAUGCAUGUGCCUUGGCAACCAUUCCAGGGUGUACCCAAGCAUACAGGGUGUGACGCGGGCAAUCACAGAAUGACUCUACACAACGUUUCAAAAUAAAAUAUGAUGCAAAUUCCUGUCUGCCGGCUCCAAAAUAGAUUGUAAAAUAAAGUUCAACAAAUAAUGAGUCUUUUACAAAGUAUAUGCUUAUUUUGUGCAACAAAAACAGCUAGCUGUUCUUUCAUCCAGCAUGUGAUGCUGGCACCUAUAGUCGGCCUAACCCUUUUCCUGCUCUUUUUAUAGGUUAAUAAUGACGACAUCAGUGCAUUUUAGGUAAAAAUAAUUUCUUAUUAAAUGUGCAUUUAUUCACAGUCUCAGAUUUAGACUGAUAUUUUGAGCCACACCUCAUGACACAAAGAAUAACACCAGGCCCUUUUAAUAGCUACUUUU